UCGCCGCCGGGGGGCGCAUGCGCAGCCCGUGUUAGUGAUGGAGGAGAGAAGAUGGCGGAAGCGGAAUUCAAGGACCACAGUACAGCUAUGGAUAGUGAAGCAAACCCUGGCACAUCUUCUGUGUCGACAACAGCCAGUAGUACCACCACCACAACUAUCACCACUUCCUCCUCUCGAAUGCAGCAGCCACAGAUCUCUGUCUACAGUGGCUCAGACCGACACGCUGUACAGGUGAUUCAGCAGGCAUUGCAUCGCCCCCCCAGCUCUGCUGCUCAGUAUCUUCAGCAGAUGUACGCUGCUCAGCAGCAGCACUUGAUGCUACACACCGCAGCCCUCCAGCAGCAGCACUUAAGCAGCUCCCAGCUUCAGAGCCUUGCUGCAGUUCAGGCAAGUUUGUCCAGUGGAAGACCAUCUACAUCCCCCACAGGAAGUGUCACACAACAGUCAAGUAUGUCCCAGACAUCUAUCAACCUCUCCACUUCUCCUACACCUGCACAGUUAAUAAGCCGUUCCCAGGCUUCCAGUUCUACCAGCGGCAGUAUUACCCAACAGACUAUGUUACUAGGGAGUACCUCCCCUACCCUAACGGCAAGCCAAGCUCAAAUGUAUCUCCGAGCUCAAAUGCUGAUUUUCACACCCGCUACCACUGUGGCUGCUGUACAGUCUGACAUUCCUGUUGUCUCGUCGUCAUCGUCAUCUUCCUGUCAGUCUGCAGCUACUCAGGUUCAGAAUUUAACAUUACGCAGCCAGAAGUUGGGUGUAUUAUCUAGCUCACAGAAUGGUCCGCCAAAAAGCACUAGUCAAACUCAGUCAUUGACAAUUUGUCAUAACAAAACAACAGUGACCAGUUCUAAAAUCAGCCAACGAGAUCCUUCUCCAGAAAGUAAUAAGAAAGGAGAAAGUCCAAGUCUGGAAUCACGAAGCACAGCUGUCACUCGGACAUCAAGUAUUCACCAGUUAAUAGCACCAGCUUCAUAUCCUCCAAUUCAGCCUCAUCCUCUAAUAAAACAUCAGCAGAUUCCUCUUCAUUCACCACCUCCCAAGGUUUCCCAUCAUCAGCUGAUAUUGCAACAGCAGCAACAGCAAAUUCAGCCAAUCACACUUCAGAAUCCAACUCAAGACCCACCCCCAUCCCAGCACUGUAUGCCACUCCAAAACCAUGGCCUUCCUCCAGCACCUACUAAUGCCCAGUCACAGCAUUGUUCACCAAUUCAGAGCCAUCCCCCUUCUUUAACAAUGUCUCCUAGCCAGUCACAGUCAGCACAGCAGUCUGUAGUGGUGUCUCCUCCACCGCCUCAUUCACCAAGUCAGUCUCCUACUAUAAUUAUUCAUCCACAAGCACUUAUUCAGCCACACCCUCUUGUGUCAUCAGCUCUCCAGCCAGGGUCAAACCUGCAGCAGUCCACUGCUAAUCAGGUGCAACCUACAGCACAGCUGAAUCUUCCAUCCCAUCUUCCACUUCCAGCUUCCCCUGUCGUACACAUUGGCCCAGUUCAGCAGUCCGCUUUGGUGUCCCCAGGUCAGCAGAUUGUGUCUCCAACAUCACACCAGCCAUAUUCAACCCUGCAGUCCUCUCCAAUCCCAAUUGCAACCCCUCCACAGAUGUCGACAUCUCCUCCAGCUCAGAUUCCACCACUGCCCUUGCAGUCUAUGCAGUCUUUACAAGUGCAGCCUGAAAUUCUAUCCCAGGGCCAGGUUUUGGUGCAGAAUGCUUUGGUGUCAGAAGAGGAGCUUCCAGCUGCAGAAGCUUUGGUCCAGUUGCCAUUUCAGACUCUUCCUCCUCCACAGACUGUUGCGGUAAACCUACAAGUACAACCACCAGCACCUGUUGAUCCACCAGUGGGAAUGCAUUUGAACCAGUGUCAUCUGCACAAAGUUUUUUCUCUUAAGGUUUAUCAAGUAGAAGAUGUGUGUGAAGAAGAAAUGCCAGAAGAGUCAGAUGAAUGUGUUCGGAUGGACAGAACGCCACCACCACCCACACUGUCUCCAGCAGCUAUAACUGUGGGCAGAGAAGAUAUGACUUCCGAACAUCCUUUGUUAGAGCAAGUGGAAUUACCUGCUGUGGCAUCAGUCAGUGCUUCAGUAAUUAAAUCUCCAUCAGAUCCUUCACAUGUUUCUGUUCCUCCACCUCCACUCUUACUUCCAGCUGCUACCACAAGGAGUAAUAGUACUUCUGUACCCAGCAGCAUUCCCAGUAUAGAAAACAAACCUCCACAGGCUAUUGUUAAACCACAGAUUUUAACGCAUGUUAUUGAAGGCUUUGUGAUUCAGGAGGGAUUGGAGCCAUUUCCUGUGAGCCGUUCAUCUUUGCUAAUAGAACAGCCUGUGAAAAAAAGGCCUCUUUUGGAUAAUCAGGUGAUAAACUCUGUGUGUGUUCAGCCAGAGCUACAGAAUAAUACAAAGCAUGGAGAUAAUUCAUCUGACACAGAAAUGGAAGACAUGAUUGCUGAAGAGACAUUAGAAGAAAUGGACAGUGAGUUGCUCAAGUGUGAAUUCUGUGGGAAGAUGGGAUAUGCUAAUGAAUUUCUUCGGUCAAAACGAUUCUGUACUAUGUCCUGUGCCAAAAGGUACAAUGUUAGCUGUUCUAAAAAAUUUGCACUUAGUCGUUGGAAUCGUAAGCCUGAUAAUCAGAGUCUUGGGCAUCGUGGCCGUCGUCCAAGUGGCCCUGAUGGGGCAGCAAGAGAACAUAUCCUUAGGCAGCUUCCAAUUACUUAUCCAUCUGCAGAAGAAGACUUGGCUUCUCAUGAAGAUUCUGUUCCAUCUGCUAUGACAACACGCCUGCGCAGGCAGAGUGAGCGGGAAAGAGAACGUGAGCUCCGGGAUGUGAGAAUUAGGAAAAUGCCUGAGAACAGUGAUUUGCUACCAGUUGCACAAACAGAGCCAUCUAUAUGGACAGUUGAUGAUGUCUGGGCCUUCAUCCAUUCUUUGCCUGGCUGCCAAGAUAUCGCAGAUGAAUUCAGAGCACAGGAGAUUGAUGGACAGGCCCUUCUUUUGCUAAAAGAAGACCAUCUUAUGAGUGCAAUGAAUAUCAAACUAGGCCCGGCCCUAAAGAUCUGUGCACGCAUCAACUCUCUGAAGGAAUCUUAACAGGAUCAUGAAGCUGUGAGAAAACAGCAGUUUUACUCUUCUUAAACAAACUUGUAAGGUAAAGGCUCAAGCUGGCCUAGAAUGUUAUCAUAUAUUGUGGUGGAUAGCCAAGCACAUUGGGAUCUCCACAUCAAAAGCUGAUAUUUCUUCUACAGAUACAGUAAUUCAUCAUACAUUUUCUUAAUUAGCCAACAUUGGUAAAAUUAAUUUUACAGGUUACAUGCAACAUUGAAAGACUUGAUAUAGAGGGCCAUGAUAUUUUUCAAAGAAACGUGUUAUACUAGAUAAUUUUUUAAAGGUGAUGUUUAUCGUUAAUAUAAAGAAUCCUUUUAAAAGUAAUUUAAUGAUUUACAUUUUUCCUCUUUUGAUUCGGUUUUCUUAUACAUUUUUCUACCCUGUAAGUUUUCUAUAGGUUGUCAUGAGAGAUAUAAUUUAGGAGUAAUUUAGGAAUAGUUUAGUAGGAGUCCAGUGACUGGAAUUGUAUGCAACGAGAUAUCAGUUGUACAUUUUAAGAAACAUGUCUGUCAGACAAUUGCUUUGUCUAUAAAAAGGAUUGCAUUCUAGCAUGAAUAAUACUAAUCUGGAAGUCAGAGAGUUGGUUUCUAUUCCAAACUUGCCCAAGAAUUUGAUGUGGCUGAGAAAGUUAGUUUUCUUAGUUUUUGUACAUUUAGAGCAGUGGUUCUCAACAGAGGUCAGUUUUGCUCCCCAGGGGAUAUUUGACAAUGCCUAGGGACAUUUUGGUUGUCAUAGCUUGGAGAAGUUGGGGAGGGUUGUUAUUGGCAUCUGGGUCAUGGAGGACAGGGAUGUUGCUAAAUAUCCCACAGUGCACAAGACAGUCCUCCAAAACAAAGAUUCAUCAAGUCCAAAAUGUCAAGUAGUGUCAGGGUUCAGAAACCCUGAUGUAGGAGUGAUAAAUGUUGCUCUUUUUUACCCAGAGGGUUAGUUUGAAAAGAUGAGACAUAAUAAGGACUACAUUAUACAAUGGAAGUAUUUCAGACAGCAUUAAUGUUCUGCAGAAGUAUUUUUCCCAGUUUUAUGCAUACUAGAAAAAGGGAAAAUCCACUAAAUUGACCUAUAAAACUAAAAUCCACUAAAUUGACCUGUAAAGUAAGGACUAGCAUACAAAUAAUUUGAGUCUCAGAAAGUACGAAUUCAUAUUCUCUUUCAUAGAGCAGCAGAGAGCUGCUCCUCUGCACUGAUGAAGGCAUAAUAUCAUUAUACCUUAUGAACCAGUGCAUAGCCUUUGCUGGCAAGACAGUAGUUUGUAGUGGAUAUGUGUUUGGUCUUUGGAUUUUUUCUAAUGUUGAACAUGCUGGGUCUAGCUAGAAUGCACAUUCCUUUUUCCUUGACUAAACCUUUGCAUGCUUCCUACAAAGUUCCCACCAACUAGUAUCUCUUGGAUUAUCACAUAUAAUUUUGUAUGUACAUGUUUUACAGAAAAAACAUUUUAAAACAAAAUUUUUCACUGAACAGUUAGUGUUCUAUCAGAAUUAUGACAUUAAAACAAAAUUGUUGCGGGAGCCCUGAGAGCCUUAUUGUCGGGAAAUAAAAAAUUUGUUUGAAUCCUUUUUAUCUUUACCACACGAUGGAAAUGUUUUAAAAUAGAAGGAACAUACACAGAUAUUUGGCAGACGUUCAGUAAGUGGGGAAGAGUCCAUGGGUUUCAGUCAUUGUCACUGCUCUUUUCAAAAAGAUUGUGUUGAGCUAGUAGAAGACUAAAGAUGUCAUUAAGGACAUCACAGAUAUUUAUCUUUUGGCUUUGUGUACAUUAGAGAAUGUUGAUUAUUUUUAUACAGAAAUACAGCGGGUAAUUUUUUUAAUCUUUAGAUGCCUCUUGUUUGAAUGUAUGCUUUGUGGGAUUCUUUUGUGUAGUAACGUUUAAAAAAAAAAAAGAUGUUUACUGAUAGUUAUGUGUAGGAUUAGAAUGUGUAAUAUAGUGUAAGGCUCAAGUUCCAGACCUACAAUAGCUUGUAGUCUAUGUUACAUAUUUCUUUAUAUCACAUUGUUAAUUAUUGGAUUAAAGUUUCAAGGAAAGGUAGGAACUCUAUAGUCAGUUUUCAUUUAUUAGCAGUUAAUCAUUAUGACAGUUGUCAUAUCCUUGGCUUUUCCCCCUCAUCUUGCCGUUUCAGAACACAGGAAUAGGCUAAGCAUUAAUAGGAUGGUCCACUGUGUGCGGGGUGGGUGAAGAGCACACAGGAAAGUCUCCCGUGGAAUUAAAACUUUAUCAUAGAUAAUCCACAAGCAACUGAUUUCGGGGUAGACUCCCUUAGCAAUAAUGGGUACCUCCCAUAACUAAAUUAUCUGUAUAGCCUUUAAGGUAUUAGGACUAUGUUACAGGUUCUCCUUUUCUUUACUGUCUCUUUUAAUAUCAGUCAUUAUAUACUGAUUGAAAGCCCUCGUGCCUAGCACCAUGUUAAUAUCCAAGAAAGCUUACCAGAAGGGGAAUUUCCAUUGAGAGCACCUUAUAAUCUUAAAUCUUGUAGUAAUCUUAAGAGUAGUCCAGAUCUUCUCUUGACCUCACUCAAAACAUACCCAGAAAAUGUACUUGCUUCUUUCAACUGAGCUAUUUUGUUUAGAAAUGGCCUAUUUGCUUUCAACUGGUAGUUUUCCCUAUUGAUGCAACUGUUUUUUUUUUCUAGAGGAUUUAAUCUUAAAAAUCAAAGCUUCAGUUAAAUAUGAAUAUAGAUGAUAACACUGGAUGUCCAUUUCUCUUCUAAGUUCUAAGCACAGUUCUGGUAUGAUACAGGUGGGGAGAGUAUUAUUUUCUGUUUCCAUCAUGCUACUAAAUUGUUUUAGGAUUUUCAUUGAUGAGAAGAAAUGACCGAGAACAUGGGAAGUUCUUCCUAUUUUUGCUAAGUGUACAUUUUCUGACUUUAAACUGAUGCACUCUUUUCCCUUUGAGGGAAGUAAAAAAACCCUACAAGUUUCAAAUUUUAUUUACUUUAAGCCAUGUGUUCCUAAGAAAAUAAAGUGAGAGCUGGUUUGUAGAUGUUUUUGCAUGACAUGGAUUCUCAUCAAGCCUAGUGUAGUAGGCAUGUGUCUGACAGGCUCUGCACCUUUGAUGUAAUCAUUGUCAUAUAAGGCAGAGUACUGUCCCAAAACCUGUCACUUUUUGAGUGGCAUAUAACUUUCCAGGAUGGUACUUUUGAUUUGCUGUGGCAUCGCUAAACAGACAUUUUCCUUAGUCUCAGCUUGAGGGCUGUCAUGUAGGAGUAGAGAAGGUAGAAUGAGGGGAAGACAUGUUAGUGAAGAGGCGUGAGAAUGGGAAAGAGGCAGACAAGAGACCUGCCACUUUGCUUGUCCCACUUCAACACUGAACAAAUUUCUGCACUUUUGACGUUAAUAUUCAUGAUUUACCUUAAGUAGAAAUGAUUUUUUUUAGAUAGCCCAUUGUUUGUUUUUGUUUCCUAGCGUGUUGAAACACUUCCUUAGAACUGUCUGAAGUAUUGCUACCUUUGAAUAAUUUUUGUGUGAAAUUAUAGACAUUUAUUCAAAUACCGGUCCUAGGCUGAAAUCUGUCACAGAAUCCCCUAUCACUGACUUGUUCAAUUAAAUGUUAUAAAGUCCCAUUUGCAUUUGCAAGGUUCUAAUACUGUCAUGGCACAAGUAUGGUGGGAAGGCAAUAUAUAGGUUGUAUAGUCUUCGGUUGUGUUUAUAUGGGUGUAAACAGUUUGAGAAAGAAUAAAUUAUUGUAGACGUACGUGAAUGAUGCUACCCUCACAGCCAUAUUGAGUAGAUGAAAUCCCUGGCUGGACACACUGUUAAAAUGUUUUAAAGACAUUUUCAGCUAGAACAGACUGAUUAUAUUUUGUGGCUUUAAGAUCCUCACCCUUAAUGAAUGGCAGGAACACAUGCUGCCUUGUGUGCAGCUGGCACUGGGCAUUGCCUGAUAGCAUGAAAGGGCCUCGCUUCCUGCUUUCCUCUCCUAAAGCCUAUUCCAGCCCUAAGGGAACUGCGUGAAAACUUGACACUUUUGCCUGAAAAUCCUUAGAGAGGAUUUUGUAGUGGCGUUAAUUUUAGGAAGGUAAUUGGGGCAGGACUUUCUUACACCUAACAGUCAUGUGUCAGUGAAACCUUUGGGCAGUGGACACUGGCCCAACUAUGCAGUGUUUGUUCACUCUUGUUUCCUGUGCACCAUAUAUGUAGCUGGGCCUUAAGGAAGGUUUUCCAGGGUGAAGGAUAGGUAAACGGAGGAAGUGACAAAUAGGAGGAAAACAUUCUAGACCCAAGAGGGUAAUAAUACAGUUAAUGGAGUGAGGUUGUGUAGUAUAGAUAGGACCUUCAAUAGUUCAAAAUAAUACAUUGUAAUGGUUUGAUCCCAGUUACAGCAAUAAAAUUCACCUGUAACCAUAUUCAUUCUUUCACUCUCUGUCAAGUGAUUCUGCCCCCUAUCAGUAGUUCCAAUGAUGCAAAAGCUAGUGUUUUUGACUUCAAAAAAAAAGGUGACAACUAUUGUACUUGGAGAAUAUUUGUCAGAAACUCAAAGGUUAAUUAUUUAUAAUUGAGUUAUUGGACCUAUAGAAGGGAGUAUCCAUUUUCAGAUACCACAGUUGAAUCACCCUUGUAGAUUGUUGUAAAGGCAUUUUAAGAUAGUAUUUUGUUAGAUUGUAUCUAAGAAUUGGAUGACUAAAGAGCUAUCUUUCUCUUUAUCAGUGUGGAUUUCAGCGGAAGCCUACCUCUAUUUCUUUGAUGCACAGUAGUGUGGAUCAUAAAAUGAACUGUUUAAUUCACAUUCAUUAACAUUGGUAUUUUAUGAGUCUCUUUAAAAGCAUUUGAUUUCAUCUUAAAGAUUGUAAUUUAAUUUAGAUAAGCACAAAUACAGUAUUAGGAAAAAUAAAUAUGCAAUCUUACUGAAAUUUAAUUUCAAUCUAUUAUAAGCUGUACAUCUUUAAAAAAAAAAAAGUCUUUGGAAAGAUAUUCCUCUUUUGUUAGUCCAUAAUAUGUACACUAUAUAGUUUCCUUCAUAGCAACAAUACAAGCCAUUUCUUCAAUAAAGAAAAAAAAAUGUUGAAAAUUAUAUUAUCUUCUUUGGAAAAAGUUUCCUAAAUUUUUAAGAAUUUAAAGUUUUACAUGUUAUUUUUUAGAGCUUAUUUAAUCUAUUUUAAAAUAAUACUAUGAGAAGGCAUUUUUUUUUUUUUUUUUUUUUGAAAGUUAUAAAGCACUAAUACAAAUCAGCAUCAUUUUCCAGAGCACAGUGUUUGGCUUUUUUUGAACUUAUUUCACAGACAUUAAAAGGGAGUGGCCUCCCUGCGUCUCAGAUCUGAGGCCUCGCUUCUGUAAUGAAAAUCCCCUGUUCUACUUGAACCCAUGAACACACACCUCUUAAGUGCCAUGUUUAUAGGACCUUUUGGGAAGUGUUUUCCGAGAAUGUUUUUUUUUUUUUUUAUAGCUUGUGAACAUUUAAUUUUAUUUAAAGAUGAUGAUUUUAAAACUCUCAGAUAUUGGAGAAGAGGGUACAUUAGAGAAGUAUUUUUUUCCCUGCUUUUGAAUAGUAAAUUGCUUUUAAGUGAUAUUGAUGGCGUCAGUAUGAGUUCAUAGAAAGAAAACCUGUACAAAGGUUUUAAAACGUAUUGUUGAAGUGAUGAAUUUUAAUUUGGAAAAAACUGAAAAUAUUGCUAACAUGGCAUAGUUUUAAAUAUAACAGUAAUUUAGUAAGUCCUUUUAGACCACCUAUUUAAAUUGACUCCAGUAAUCUUCUUAAGGAUUGAUCGUAGCCAUCAUUUAUUGGCUUAAAAGUUAAACUUCAAGGAAUAUAUAUUAUCAGUGUUAAAUCCAUGUUUUGUGGAGCUUUAAUUAAUGGAGGUGAAGAAGUUGGUGUUCAUAAGAUACUGGUGGGGCUGGUAGUGAAAUAAACAUCAAUCUAUUUUAGAAAGAAGGAAUUUUUAGUUUUGCCUCAAGCAAGCCAGAAGUGUCCACUGCUUAAAAUCUGUUUAGAAUGCUGUGUGUUAAAGUCUUCUUUUUGCUUUAGGUAGUACCAAAUAAUCUACUUCAAUAAUAAAUAAUAGAUGAAUAUGAUGAAUGAAGAUAAAGGCUGGCUGGGGGGCUGGGAAUUCUACUUCCAGUUGGUGAAUUAGCUGGUGUGUGACACCUCAGGCAAUUACUUAGCUUUUAAUCUGUUUCCUCUUCUGAAUAUACAGUAUGGAGCCUAUACUACUCAAAAUGCUGAUUUGUGUUUAAGUCAUCUUUAAGGUACCUCCCAGAUCUAGAACUAUGAUUCUACGUAUUUUUAAAUACUUCUACUUAAAUGCUUUUAAAUGCUUCUGCUUAAUUCUCUUUCCCUUUUUAAUGGUUCAUUUCAUACUUAAGAGCUUUUGCUAAAAGAGAAUUGUUAAGCAUCCAUUUCCUGGUUCACCUAUAUAUAGUCUUUGUUCUCUUGAGGAUUUAUGUAGAGAAGAAAAAUUACACAGACAAGCAAAUGAGGACAUUUUUCUAAAUGCUUCUUGCUAGUUAACCACUGAACCUGUGAACACAUAGGAACAUUGUCAUUCAUGCAUUUUUCCAUUCGUUUAAAAUGCAAGCCAUUUGAACACUUAUGUGAAAUGUGUGGUAUAUAUGACAGGAACUAGUAAUAAGUGAACAAAAUCUUCCAAAACAAAAUUCUAAUUGUGGCUUAAAACAAACAUGGACAUUAUUUACUUACUGUAUCGAACUGAGAGGGAAACUUUUAUGCACUGGGUGAAGUAUUUCACUAGAUGACACUGGGGCGGUGGGGGUAGGGGGUGGUCUGAGUGAAUCACAGCACAAUUCCUAAAACACAUUUCACAUACAAAUCAGCCAAUCAUAAACCUGAUUAGGUUAUAAAAUCAAGGGCACCUAAUAAGGAUCUACAUUCUGAGACUUUUGUGACAGCCCAUAUUUCUCAGAAUUAUUUUGACACUUUGAAUCUAUUCCAGAAGUGUUGCUAUACAGGGUGUGUGACAGAACAAUACAAAGAAUACAAAGAUAGAAGCCGAUGCUGACUUACUAUACAUUUUUAACUACAAAAGCUUUACACCCACUAUUGACAGUGAAGUAACUUUCUACAACUGAAAAGAUCGCUGAACAGGUUUUUUAUUCUCUUUUGUUUUUAAAGCAAGAAAUUACACAAAAUAAAUUUUAUUAUUACAAAUACUUACUUUUUAGAGAGCACACACGUAUUACAUAGGAAAAGGGUUUCCUUUAACUGGUAAACAUAAAACCCUUCCGUGCUUGAAUUGACAACUAUUUGGGGAGUAAACGUUGAAUGGCAUUGAUUAAUUGGGUGAAGUUUCCUUACCACUUGGGGAUCCUGUGAAAUUAUGUUGUAAUUGCUUUUGGCCCAGCGAAACAGAUUAACAUCACUUGAUGCUAACAUUCUCCAUAAAGAUACAAAAUGAAAAUACCUAAUAUUUAAAAACAUCUUUUAUUCAUCAUAGUCACAGCUUUUUAAAGCAGGAAAAUGUCCAGAUACGUGAUAGAUUAGAAUCUAAAACUGAUUGAAAAUAGAACACAGACAUCCAAGUAACCAGAUAGUCUGGGUUUAAAAAAAUUUGCCAUGGUAUUGGUUAAAGUGUACUUUUAAAAUAUUUUAAUUUACCUAAUUUUUCAAAUAUUUUAUGCUAUUAAAAUAUCUACUGCAUACUUUUUGUAUAUGUAUUUUUAAAUUUUAAAAAAUGAACGGGCUGGGCAAAGAUGAUACAAUUUUAGAUGUUUCAUUUCCAAGACAUUUAACUAGAUUCCUAAUCACUUCAUUCAAAAGCUUGGUCUUGUUUUUUCCAUAGGAAAAAGUCAAAGUGAGUUCUAAAAACGGUCCUCAGAGUCAGGAGUGAGCUGCGGUGCAGACUGGACUUGUACACAGUGUGCAGGAGGGGCACUGACAGAGGAGAGGCAGGCAUGCCCAGCCUCUGUUAAAUUACUGUUUUUGUCUUGCCUUGUUAAAAAAAAAAAUGGUCUUUUGAUUUAACAAAGGCAAAUUGUUGUAACUUUUUUUGAUGCUUUGAGCACAUGUUAACUGAUUUUUAAUUCCUUUUGGUUCCUCCCAUUAUCCUAACAUAGGACUUUCAUAUUAACCUCAAAAGCUGAUCCACCCAGGUUGAGCAGAGCGUCACCAAGGGGAAAGGAAACCUUUUUUACUUUUACAGAAACAAAUGUUAAGAUUAUAUAUACAUGUAUUCUUUACAUUGGAUAUUGUAUUACAGUCCUCCUUACAGGAAAUGAAAUAGUUUAGCACUCUUAGCAUUAGCAUUCCUAGAUUGGUGUCUAUAGCUACCGUUUUAAAAUGUAUACCUGAAAAUGAAGUUAAUUUUGCAUUAAUAAGAGCACACCAUGAUCUAUGUAAAAAGACUGUCCAUUUGGUGUAUUUUUUUAAAAGAGAAAGCACUUUCAUAUUAACAAGUAGCAUGUGUAUGAAUUUUAGAUUUUCAUAUUUGUUGUGUCUGUAUUCAGUGAAGUAAAAUUGAACAUUCAAAUGUUUGUUGAUGGCAACAUUAACUGUUAAAUUAAAGCACCUUAUACUCUGCUGCUUAAACUUGCUUGUAAUUGCACCUUUGUUACCUGCACAUUUUCACAUAGAAUAUUGUUAACAUUGCCUCAUGUGGGUCUGGAUGGAAGGUUAGUGGGCCUACAGGAUCAUUUAUUUAUAUUGUUUAUAUUUACAAUAAUAUAUUGUAGACCAGUUGUAAGUUCAUUUCUUUACAAAUAAAAGCCUCUUCCAUUUG
Molecule: messenger RNA, 11762 nt
Organism: Neofelis nebulosa (Clouded leopard)
Lineage: Eukaryota; Metazoa; Chordata; Mammalia; Carnivora; Felidae
Gene: PHC3
Product: polyhomeotic homolog 3
Exons: 16
Coding region: 52-3087 (1011 amino acids)
Cellular component (GO): nucleus; PRC1 complex
Molecular function (GO): protein binding; zinc ion binding
Source: RefSeq, a predicted model, not a curated record